This is a messenger RNA of Paracoccidioides brasiliensis Pb18, 621 nucleotides long. RefSeq lists its product as uncharacterized. The coding region runs from base 1 to 621 and encodes 206 amino acids. Gene Ontology annotation, biological process: amine metabolic process. Gene Ontology annotation, molecular function: copper ion binding; primary methylamine oxidase activity; quinone binding. The transcript has 3 exons. The record is from RefSeq and is a predicted model, not a curated record.
AUGCCAUUCUCCCCAGUUUUCGAUGGCAUCACCUGUGAACUUGUGCGGAUAGACUACCUUCCGACUGGAACAGAUCAUUCAAUUGCCUCAACAUGCCCGUGGACUCCGGUAAAGACAGUUAAGUUCACAUAUGACCUCCUUGAUGAGCCGCUAAGAACAGAUCUCAAACCAUACAUCGUGCAAACAACCCGAAGGAGCCUCGUUCUCUGUGAAUGGCGAUGCAGUCAAGUGGGAUUUCAGUGUCUGUUCCAAUUCCAGGGUGGGCCUGACACUAUACAAUAUACCACUUCUGAUAAAAACGCAAUAUCUUUUAUCGGCUGUCCGACGCUGGCCUCCAGCACAAAACAUACGAAUUAUCGCUCUGGAGACAUCGAACUCGAAGUCCGCGCCACCGGUAUUCCUUCCGCCAUGCUCAUCGACCAUGGUGCCACCGUCCCUUGGGGCACCAAUGUUGGGCCGGGUGUCAUGGCUGGGUACCACCAACAUAUCUUCUCCAUGCGCAUUGACCCACCCAUAGACGGACAUAACAAUGCUGUAGUCUAUCAAGACAGUAUCCCAAUGCCUGAAGGUGCGGUCGCUAACCCUAUGGUAUGGGAUACACCGCGGAAACCACCGUACUGA